This is a messenger RNA of Closterium sp. Yama58-4, 1986 nucleotides long. NCBI's taxonomy places the organism in Eukaryota, Viridiplantae, Streptophyta, Zygnematophyceae, Desmidiales, Closteriaceae. The record is from the annotation of a GenBank genome assembly.
AUGUCUCUGCGUCCUUCCACUGCUCCCCUGCGUGCCCCUUUGCCUUCUCCUCCAGCGUCCUCUCUUCCUGACCUUCCUGACCCUGAGUCGGACUCCCUUCGUGCUGCGCGUCCUACUGUCACGCGUCUCCUUGCUACUGUCGUCACUGACCCUUCCUUUGAGUCUACUGCUGCGUCUGCUCUGGUUGCUGAGCUUGUCGACUUUGCUGCUGUCUGUCGUCUAGACUACGCCGCUAGUCUUGUCGCUGAGUCUGAGUCUGUCUGUCCUCCGUCCGUCGGGGGUGAGUGUGCUCUUAGCACGGACGUCCUUGAGGACAGGCAGGAGGAGUUCCAGUGUCUUGCUGCUGCUGUACCCCAUCUCGUGGCCAUGCUGCUUGCCCCUGAGGGAGACCCGGAUGCACUUGACAUCCCGACUCCGCGCUCUUACGCGGAGGCGAUAGAGGGUCCCUACUCCUCUCAGUGGCAGGCAGCCAUGGACGCAGAGAUGGCUUCCUGGAAGUCCACAGGCACCUACGUUGACGAGGUUCCCCCGCCUGGGGCGAACAUCGUCAGUGGCAUGUGGAUUUUCAGGGUGAAGCGGCCGCCGGGUUCUCCGCCUGUCUUCAAGGCGCGUUACGUGGCUCGUGGCUUCAGUCAGCGGCAGGGAGUUGACUACUUUCAGACCUUCUCUCCCACCCCGAAGAUGACCACUCUUCGGGUACUGCUGCACAUAGCCGCUCACCGAGACUACGAGCUGCACUCUCUUGACUUCAGCACUGCCUUCUUGCAGGGCAGCCUGCACGAGGAGAUCUGGCUGCGCCGCCCACCUGGCUUCACUGGGACUUUUCCUCCUGGCACCCAGUGGAGCCUUCGGCGGCCAGUCUACGGUCUCCGCCAGGCGCCGCGUGAGUGGCACGACACACUGAGGACUACACUUGCGGCUCUUGGGUUUGCUCCUUCUACUGCCGACCCGUCGCUGUUUCUGCGCACCGACUCUUCCUUGCCGCCGUUCUACAUCCUCGUGUACGUCGACGACUUGGUCUUUGCUACAGCUGACACUGCUGGACUUGCCUACGUGAAGUCCGAGCUGCAGAAGAGACACACGUGCACAGACCUGGGUGAACUGCGCAGCUACCUUGGCUUGCAGAUCACCCGGGACAGAGCACAGCGCACCAUUACCCUGACUCAGUCACACAUGGUGCAGCAGGUCCUUCAGCGCUUCGGCUUCACGUACUCCUCGCCUCAGGCCACUCCUCUGCCUACACGCCACUCGCUCUCAGCUCUGCCUUCGGAUGAGUCCGUAGAGUCGAGUGGCCCGUACCCAGAGCUUGUCGGCUGCCUCAUGUACCUGAUGACCUGCACUCGACCUGACCUUGCAUACCCUCUUAGCAUUCUGGCACGCUAUGUUGCUCCUGGGAGACACAGACCAGAGCACAUGGCUGCAGCGAAGAGGGUGUUGCGCUACUUGUGCAGUACGUCGGGCAUGGGGCUUGUGCUUGGAGGGCAGAGUCCAGUGGUCCUCACUGGUCACGCAGACGCUUCUUGGGCCGACGACCAGGCUACGCAGCGGUCGUCACAGGGUUACACCUUCAGCCUUGGUUCCGGCUCUGUUUCGUGGCGGUCUACCCGCUCGUCUUCUGUUCUCGGCUCGAGCUGUGAGGCUGAGAUCUACGCAGGGGCCAUGGCUGCACAGGAGCUACGCUGGCUCACCUACCUGCUGACUGACCUGGGAGAGCCGCCUCGUUCUCCUCCAGUGCUGUACGUCGACAACAAGGCCAUGCUGGCCUUGUGUCGAGAGCACAGACUGGAGCACAGAACAAAGCACAUCGCUCUCCGCUAUUUCCUUGCUCGUGAGCUGCAGCAGCGUGGUCAGCUGUGCCUUGCUUACGUGGCCUCUGAGGCCAACACUGCUGAUAUCUUCACCAAGGCACUCGCGCCUUGUGAUCAUCAGCGCUUCUGUACUCUGUUAGGUCUUGUGCCUACCUUGCCUCACUUGCUUACUUCUUGA